AUGAAGGGCGGAAAAGGUUCUCGCGGUCGCUCGGGGGGCUCGGAUCGUGGAGGCAUUCGCAAGCGGGGUGCUGCGACACGGGUCGAUCGAGAAGGUGAUCUGAUGAUGGACGCUGGCUCUGCACGAAACCGUGGAAAGAAGGGUCGUGGCGAUUCUGGCCGGUCGCAAGCAGCGAACAAAGCCAUGGAUGCGAUCCAAAAGGCCAUCUCCAGUAACUCAGACACUCAAGCGAACAUCCGACAAGGAGGACGGGGAAGUGGUCUGGAACAGGUUAUUGUUCGUGGCUGGAAGCAAAGCAAGGCAGCUUCUAAUCGCGACGGCGGUCUUGAAUCCCUCAUCGCCUUCCUCGAAAAAAAACUCAGCCCACCCGACUCGAAAGCUGGCACACGCGCAAGGAUUACAAAGUCGCGGGUUGAAGGCGACGCUCUUAUCGUCUCUAUUCGGCCAGAGUUGUUGGAAAGGAUGCUUCAGCUCAAUGGGUUUAGUUUUGCAGGUGCCCCUCUUACCACCGAAAUGUAUGAUCCGUCUACUGGCGGAUUAUUGGACCAGCCUAUGCUGUCUGCUAUGGCACAAAAUGGCGGCACAUCCUCUGCUGCCGAGACCAAGGCGAAAAUGACGACAAUUCUCGGCAAGCGCUACACCCAGCAAACAAAGUUACUCGAUCUUUCGAAGUUGGGAACCGAUCCGGAUCUGUUGGCUAUGGGAAUCUUUGGCAGCACCUCUACCGAGUCAAAAUUCUUCCCGGCACUGAUGAAGGUUUGGGAGCUGAAUUUCGACAAUGCCACGGCGCGCCGAGAGGCAGUGGAGAGUGUCAGUCUCGCUCAUAACCAGCUUGCCAACAUCACAGCUGUGACGACACUAGCAUCGACAAUUCCCGACCUGAAAAAUCUGGACCUAUCCAACAAUGAAUUCAAAGAUGCGCAGUCCUUGAUUGGAUGGCGCUGGAAAUUCCGGAACCUCGAAUUUCUCGACCUAUCAAACACUCCUUUUAGCGCCGACCCUACUUUCAAGGAUACCAUGCUGAAGUGGUAUCCCAAGCUCCGGUUCCUGAACAAUGUCGAAGUCCGCACCGCAGAAGAAAUAGCGGCGCAGAAGAAGACUCCGAUUCCAGUGCAGCCACCACACUUCCAGGACGACUCUCAGAUCGCAGAGAACUUCGUCCGGGCUUUCUUCGCGGGCUACGACAACGACCGAAGCGGCAUUCUUAGCAGUGUCUACGACAACCACACUACGUUCACUCUCAAUGUGAACACAUCGGCUCCCAGGGCCCAACAAACAGAAACAGCGCCCUGGGAUGCUUAUAUUAAGAAAAGCAGAAACCUUCUCAAGAUCAGCCAUCUCCCUGCACGCAUGUCUAGGGUAUAUACCGGUGCGGAGAAGAUACGCGAGUUGUGGACUAGUCUUCCGGCGACAAGACAUCCUGACAUUGCGACGCACCCGGAAGAAUGGCUUAUCGAGUGCUACCCCAUCCCAGGUCUUCCUGAUAUUUCUGGACAGAGCUCCACGGGUGUUGGUGGUCUUCUCAUCAUGGUGCACGGAAAGUUCGACGAGAUAAACGGGGCCAAGGUUGAAACGCGCAGUUUCGAUCGAACAUUCAUCAUCGGGCCCGGUGGUGGUAUGGGCGGAAUUAGGGUCGUCAGUGAUCUUCUCUGCUUGCGAGCCUAUGGUGGACACGAGGCAUGGAUUCCAGAGGUUCCACCAGCCGCUCCCCAAGCAGCACCUCCAGCAGUUGCGGCUGCACCCGCAGCGCCUGCGGCACCUGCAGCACUACCCGUAGCUAUUCCGGGUGCCCCCGAAGGCUACGGCAUGCCGGCGCCUGGGAAAGCAGACACACAAGUCCAGCAAGAGCAGCUAGUACUUCAGAUGAGCUCUAAUACUCGGAUGACCCUUCAGUACUCUGAGAUGGCUUUGUCUGGAAACGGCUGGAAUAUGGAGGCUGCACUGAAGAACUUCGAGGAACUUAAGGCACAGGGAACACUGCCUCCAGAUGCUUUUCUACCUGCAGCAGUGUAAUAUGACCAAGGAGGGAAGGGCCAAUUCUUAAAAGUAAAAAAUGAAAAAGAAAAAGGAAGAAAAAGAAGAUAUACCAAAUGAACGAGGAAACAACUUCUCGAGCGAUUCUCCUCCAGACUUAGUCUGGUCUUCGCAUCCCCGGCUUUCGUCGGGAGGUUCCUGGUGGUGUUUGAUCGGAGUCGACUGUCUCUUUAUUUGUGAUUUGCUGAUGCAUGGCUUGGGCGAAUGGCUUCGGAGCUCGUUACAAUUGCUUUAAUUUCCCUUCGAUGUAUACUAAAAGACCACGAUGAUUUUCAUGUCCAUAUAGACGAGACCUGCGGUACAAGGGGUGGUUCAAUCAAACCAGAAACCUAGGAUCGAUUCUGGGGGCAAUGACUUCCAGGUCGAUGCCAC
Molecule: messenger RNA, 2406 nt
Organism: Aspergillus neoniger CBS 115656
Lineage: Eukaryota; Fungi; Ascomycota; Eurotiomycetes; Eurotiales; Aspergillaceae
Product: mRNA export factor mexA
Exons: 3
Coding region: 1-2013 (670 amino acids)
Biological process (GO): poly(A)+ mRNA export from nucleus
Cellular component (GO): nucleus
Molecular function (GO): protein binding; RNA binding
Source: RefSeq, a predicted model, not a curated record